Messenger RNA from Carassius gibelio (silver crucian carp), 1783 nucleotides. RefSeq lists its product as uncharacterized. Bases 423 to 1130 code for a protein of 235 amino acids. Lineage: Eukaryota; Metazoa; Chordata; Actinopteri; Cypriniformes; Cyprinidae. The transcript has 5 exons. The record is from RefSeq and is a predicted model, not a curated record.
CAGCUUGGCACGCAAUCACAUUGCAAGGAAAGAUUCAUAUUAUUGCAAUGUUAGUCUAGGUCCCAGCAUUCGUGUCCAAGUUUCAGUUCAGUUAUAAUGGAAGGACAGCAGUGACUGAAAGUGAUUUCCCUGCUCCAGCAGGAAGGAUGUGAUAGCCUACAUGUUUCCCUUUAGUGUUUUAUGAACUUGCAUUAACUUCCUCAAGUGUACAUUUACAAUAAGGCUGAAGCUGCCAGCUGCCUGUUUUACUGAAAGAGAAGCCAAUUUUCCUGCAGUGAAUACAGAGAGUGUUUGGAAGGGUUUAGAAAAUAUAAAGUACCUUUUGUUGUUUGCUGUUGACUGUGGAAGCUGUAACGAUUCUGUUCUGGGUUUGCGAGGACUGUCAGUAUGCUAUGGAUUAUAGCCUAUAAAUAUUAUAAAGGAUGAAAAGCGCUCACAUGUGUUCCUUGACGUUCCUGGCACUUUUAUGUUUCUUAAAAGUAACGUUAAGUGAACUGUGCUCAUCUGUUCGAGCAAGUCGUGCUAAAAGGUUUGUGGCGGAGGGCGGGAGUCUCCAUUUGAGCUGUGAAGUACAACAUUGUGGCCUUCCUGGCUGGACUGGAGGAUGGUAUUUCCAGGAACUGGACCGAAUAGGAUUUACUUUACUCACUCCCUCUGAACGAAUCAAGAUGUCCAAUUACAGCUCAACAGCUAAUAGCACACAUCUGUUACUCCAUAUUCACAACAUCAACCAGUCAGAUGCUGGAGCAUACAUGUGCGAGACAUCCUGGCCUAACAAUAUAAUUAGCAAAGGACACUUGACAUAUGUUAAUGUGACUGCAGCAGCAGUAGGAGCAGGAGCAGGAGCAGCAAACUCAUCAGACAGAAGCCUCUCUCAUAGAGUUCUGCUUUGUUUUGGUGCCUUGAUGUGUUUUCCUGUUGUUUUGGGAUUUGUUUGGUGUCUCACCCGGGAUCAUCAUCCACCACCACCCCCUGUCCCGCCUCACCCCCGCAUGUCCUAUGCAUAUAGAGUGAAACCAAAACAGGAAGUGGUGUAUGCAGAAGUUGCACUGAAUGAUUCAAGGCGGCAGAAUGAUCAUCCAAAACAAGCUUCUGAGCCAACUUUCUAUUCCUCUGUGCAUUUCUCCUGAUCAUAAAGACAUCUUGCAUUUCUAUCUCAUAGAUGUGGGUUAUUUUCAAUACCAGAUCAAAUAUAAAUACAGAGGGAAGUCGUGGCCUAAUGGUUAGAGGGUUGGACUCCCAAUCGAAGGGUUGUGAGUUCUAGUCUUGGGCCGGCAGGAAUUGUGGGUGGGGGGAGUGCAUGAACAGUUCUCUCUCCACCUUCAGUACCUCGACUUAGGUGCCCUUGAGCAAGGCAUCGAACCCCCAACUGCUCCCCGGGCGCCGCAGCAUAAAUGGCUGCCCACUGCUCCGGGUGUUUGCUCACAGUGUGUGUGUGUGUGUGUGUGUGUGUUCACUGCUCUGUGUGUGUGCAUUUCGGAUGGGUUAAAUGCAGAGCACAAAUUCUGAGUAUGGGUCACCAUACUUGGCUGAAUGUCACUUCACCUUUUUUUCCACUUUUUCACUUUAUAACUGUAAACACUUUGGCAGUACAGUUGAAUUGAAAUAGAACAGACUGACUUUGGAUCCUUUGAAAUGUGAAUACUAGCGAUGUUACACUUUGAUCUGUGGUUGUAAAGCCAUACUGAACGGUGAUGUUCUUCCAGAAACACUGUCGAAUGUUUGUUUGUGUAUGUAGAAUGUGAGAUUGUAGCUGAAAUAAAAAGAGAUGUAUCUAUGCAAA